AUGCCUGGUAAGCUCGUCGGUAUUGUCACAUCUCGUGACAUCCAAUUCCAUGACAACGACUCGACUCCUGUGAGCGAUAUCAUGACCAAGAGAUCCGAGCUUGUCACUGCUUCUCACGGAAUCGACCUUGCUUCUGCCAACGACAUUCUCCGUAAAUCCAAGAAGGGCAAGCUUCCUAUUGUCGAUUCCGACGGUAACAUUAUUGCUCUUUUGUCGAGAACCGAUUUGAAGAAGAACCACAACUACCCUCUUGCUUCCAAAUCUGCCGACUCGAAGCAAUUGAUCUGUGGUGCUGCUAUUGGUACUCGUCCUGAUGAUCGUGAGAGACUGACCAAACUUGCUGCUGCUGGUUUGGAUUUGGUUAUUCUCGACUCGUCUCAAGGUAAUUCUGUGUUCCAAAUUGAGAUGAUCCAAUGGAUCAAGGAGAACUACCCUCAUAUCGAGGUUGUUGCUGGUAACGUGGUCACUCGUGAACAAGCUGCCAGUCUUAUUGAUGCUGGUGCCGACGGUCUUCGUAUUGGUAUGGGUUCUGGAUCCAUUUGUAUUACUCAAGAAGUCAUGGCUGUUGGUCGUCCUCAAGCUACUGCUGUUUACCGAGUCACCGAGUUUGCUAACAAGUUCGGUGUUCCCUGUAUUGCUGACGGUGGUGUUCAAAACAUCGGACACAUCACUAAAGCACUUGCUCUUGGUGCCUCUUGUGUCAUGAUGGGAGGUCUUCUUGCCGGUACCACCGAGUCUCCUGGUCAAUACUUCUACCGUGAAGGCCAAAGACUCAAGGCCUACAGAGGUAUGGGAUCUAUUGAAGCCAUGGAGAAGACCGGAUCCAACGACAACGCUGCCACCUCGAGAUACUUCUCCGAGUCGGACGCUGUUCUCGUUGCCCAAGGUGUUUCUGGCAGUGUUGUUGACCGCGGUUCCAUCACCAAGUUCAUUCCGUACUUGAUGUCUGGCUUGCAACACGGAUUGCAAGACAUUGGUGUGCGCAGUGUCGGCGAGCUCCGCGAGAAGGUUGACGCCGGACUCGUCCGUUUCGAGCACCGAACCCCCAGCGCCCAGCUCGAGGGCGGUGUCCACUCUCUCCACUCCUACGAGAAGAGACUCCACAACUAA
Molecule: messenger RNA, 1110 nt
Organism: Sugiyamaella lignohabitans
Lineage: Eukaryota; Fungi; Ascomycota; Dipodascomycetes; Dipodascales; Trichomonascaceae
Gene: IMD4
Product: IMP dehydrogenase IMD4
Exons: 1
Coding region: 1-1110 (369 amino acids)
Biological process (GO): GTP biosynthetic process
Cellular component (GO): cytoplasm
Molecular function (GO): IMP dehydrogenase activity
Source: RefSeq, a predicted model, not a curated record